ACACCUUUCUGAAGAGGAUUUCUAAGCAAGGCACUUGCAGCGCAGAUUAACUGCAAAGAUUAAGCAAAUUAACCAGGACGGUGCCUCCAGAAAUAAACUGUUGCUGUGCAGUUAGUUUUACAGCAGUCAUUAUGUACAGUAGAACACGGACUAACAUUUCAUGGAUCCUUUCAAAACGGUCGGGAAUUUCAUGAUGCCAACGCAGCCAAUCAGCAAUGAUGAAUGAGACACAGAUUCGGAGGAUCCUCCCUGACCAGUCAUCGGGCAGUGGGCACACCUUUGGCACCCCACGCCACUCAAGGAUCAUCGAUCCUAUCCUAUCGAAGAGAGUCUGCUUCUACAAAAGUGGAGAUCCUCAGUUCAAUGGCUUGCGCAUGGUCAUCAACAACCGCACCUUUAAAACAUUUGAUGCGCUCCUGGACAGUCUUUCUAAAAAGGUUCCCCUGCCGUUUGGGGUAAGGAACAUCACCACUCCCCGGGGGGUUCAUGCAGUCCAUACUUUGGAUGAACUGGUGGAUGGAAAAUCUUACAUCUGCUCCGACAGCCGUAAGGUAAAACCAAUCAACCUAGCACUAGCCAGGAAGAAGCUCCCGCCCUGGUACAACGCCAGGCCUGUUAGUUCCCGCCGCCGGACCGUGCAGCAGGCCAGGUCUUUCCCUGGCCAGAACAUUUUUGUGCGCACACCAAAGAAGCUACUGGUUUUUCGCAAUGGCGACCCCACGGUAAAACAUACUGUGGUGCUUCACAAGAGGACUACACUCACUUUUGAGUCUAUCCUGGAACAUAUUUCGGAGCUGAUCCAAUUCCAGGUGGUGAAAUUACACACAGUGGAUGGCAGACGUGUGGAUAGUCUUCCAGGCUUGAUAUUGUGCUCUGGGACAGUAGUGGCUAUGGGCAGGGAGCCAUUCAGGCAUGCAAACUACAAUGCACAGAAAUCACCAGCUACAACAAUGCUGCCGACCAAACAAAUGAGUCACAGAAGACUAAAGGCAGUAAAACGUAAAAAGAAGUCACUAUCAUCUACAUCAGAGUCAAGGAAUUUCUCCCCCUCAUCGGAGAGAUACAUUGUGAAUCGGAUACAUAACUCCAUCGUGGGAAGUUCAUGUGACCUACCCAGUCACUCUGUCGAGUGGGAGUCAGGUCAUAUGCUGGAGUCAGUCCCAGAAACACCUGACACCUGCCUUGGCGUUGGAGCUGAAGAGCAGGAGAGCCUGCUGCCCUCAGAUGAUGACAUUGAAAAGUCCUUUCGAGUGAACCAAGAUGGUAGUAUGACAGUGGAGAUGAAGGUGCGGCUGACAAUUAAGGAAGAAGAAACCAUCCAUUGGACAACCACACUGUCACGCUCAAGUCUAGCCAAUCGUCUAAAUGGGACCUGUUUUCCAGAGCCUGAGGCGGAGCAGGAGAUAAGCUCACUUAAAUUAAACUCACUGGAUAUACAAAGUCCUGCUGCCUCCAUCAACACCAUCAACAAAACUAAGGAUAACAAUGACGAAGAUCCACCCUCGUUGGGCAAUACAACUUUCAGUGAGAGUAGUCAUGAAGAGGAUAAUAUCAAAGUACAAACUGAUGUGGUGUCUCCUAGGAGAGCUCCUACACCGGGGCACAAGCAAAUUAGAAAAAAGCAAGUUGAGGGUCUAAAACCGGUAACCACAGAGGGGAUUCAGGAAGGUACGAUUGGUUCUUACUCCUACAGAGAGCAGACAGAAAAUGGAGCCAUGACAGAGCAGUACUGCGUGGUCAAACAGAGUAGCAGUAUACCUGUGCCCAAACCUAGAAAACUUGGCUCCGUCGAUGUCAAAAAUAUAAACGGAAAUGUGUCCACGUUUAAAUCAGCAGGGAUGGCUGAAAUCCUACAGAUUGAAUCCAGCGGAGAGGAGGUCACUGAAACGGUCUUACACGUAUAUGAACAGCAGACCUACCUUUCUUCACAGGGUGUGUCUGCUUCUGAGAUGCAUUUUUGCAGGCCAGCUACUUCAGAAACUGGACAGCACUCCUCCAAUAACGAGUUUGAACCCCAGCUCUGGAGACCAUCGACAGCUUCUGAGUCAAUUAGCAUCUGGAGAACUGAGAGCAUGUCGGUAACAUCUGAUUUCACAUUGCCUUCACUGAGGACUGGUGCAAUUGAAGCAACAAAUGCUCAACAACAAUUCAAAAAGCCCACUAAAGGCAAAGACAAGCCCCAACAAAGAGAAGUCAAUAAAGAUAAAAGGCUUUCCCCAAAACCAAAAGCAAUCAACAAACGUGUCCAUCGACUUAAGUCACCAGGAAAAAGAAUAAAAGAAAGUUCUGCAGUAGCAACCAAGAAAAGUAAGAAAGUGAAAAUUUUCUCAAGUGCUGGGUUCAUUAAGAAAAUCUAUGGGAAUAUAUCAAAAUCAGCAAAAAGAGUGAUGCCACUUAAAAAGGUACCAACACAAAAUGACAGGGGUGUUACAACUAAGAGCUCACAACAGUCUAAAGAUACAAUAAAAUGUAUUCUCAAAGACCCAAACAUACCAUCAUCAUUGAAAGAAACUAUGAGUGAGACAAUUCCUUUUGAAAAAAUCUGCCUGAAUGUUGCUCCAAAUGAUGUAAGCCAACCACAUGGAAUACUGACACGGCAGACAUCAACGCAUCAGGAGAUAAUGAACAAAAACGAGUGCUGUGAGAUCAGCAAAAGCAUGCCACUGCCUGCUUUAGACUCCUCUAGCUUUGUUACCAAUGAAUAUGUGGAAAACUGGCUGGAAAAAGCCCACCUUAACCCCACGGCCUACCCAGAUGAGGAAAUAAAAAAAUUAGAAGCAGUCGCUCUUGUACAAACAGAAAGUGGCAGCAGGUGUGGUGAGUCUGAAAAUAAGGAUGGCUUGAUAAUUGUGGCACAGGAGGUAAAGUGUUUUGGUUACAAAUCAGAAAUACAAUCUCUAAAAACUGACCUACUGCCUGAGAAUGAGCUAGGAGCAUCUAUCAAACAAAAAAUCCAUACGUUUGAAAACAAAUCUACAAGUCCAUCAAUGGAGAAACCCCCUGUCAAUCAGCAAAUCGCACAUAAUCAAACAAACACAGAAAACUCCAGUAGUUUAGCUCAGAAUAAUAAAGAAGAAAUAAAGCCUCUCUCGACUCAUAACUGUUCUGAAACAAUUCCACCAACUAAUGAGAUGGCAACAAAAACACUAUCAAACAGUGAAGUAGAAAAUAAAUCCAAUCCGAUUAAAAUGUCAUAUCAAGAAGCAACAACUUCCAAUACACUUUCAAUGGAUCUACCACCACCACCACCUGCUGAAAAUACAGUGCUGUCAAACACUGAACACUGCGAGAUGGAUGCAUUCUCAGUGGCCAGCAGCCCAUUAUACAGGCUCUCAUCUCUUAGCAGUCAAACAUCAGAUAAUAAUCCAUUAUCCAUCAGCCCGACAUCUGACAAGGCCAUAUCACCUACCGACCACAGAAUGGAAAUGACAACAUCAAUUCAGACUGACAGACCUCCCACGCAGAGGGAAGCAACACUACCAAGAGCUCAAUCCAUUAAAAGGGCCCCUUUGGUUAGUAAUAUAUCGUUUGACAGGAAAAUGUCUCUCAGAAAGGCUUGCCUGGAUAAAUAUACUUUAUGUAAUGAUGCCACUUCAGAGACAAGCACAUCAUCUACUCCCGUCAACAUAGUGGGUGAUAAUGUGCUGCCAAACGGCAUCUGUUCAACAGGGACACAACGGCCGAGUGAAAUCCCACCAGAAGAGACCCAGCAAUCAAAAGGCAUCUUCAAUUUGAAAAGUAGUCCGUUAUGUUGUACUUCUGCUACGAGUUUAACAACUGAAGAGAGAAUACCACCAGUCAGUAUUCCAUCAAGUGAGGUUCCAACACCAAGUGAUAUUUCAUUUAGAGAGACAGAAAUGGAUAUAACACAAUUUUUAACUCAAAAAGAAGAAUCUCCUAAACUCUUGGUCCAAAAUCUUAAAAGCAGUCCAUCCCAAGAUAAAAAAUCCCAAACUAAGAAAUUCUCUUCAGAACUUUCGCACAACUCUCCAAAGUUACCAUCAAAACAUAACCUCCUACCGGAUAAAACUAUGUCACCAAAUAUUGGAAUCCGAAGAGAUGCAACACCAAAUUCUAGCCCUUUCACUGAAAGAAAUCUUUAUACAUCUAAUUUACAAAAGAGACGGUCUCCAUAUUCUCAGUCUCUGGACAUGGGGUCAGCACCUGCCAGACACCAGUCAAGUGGAAAGUUUCUCUCCAGAAAUCUCUCCUCAGACAAUGCAUCAGAGCCCACAAAUAAGAAAACAUCAUCCCAAAGAAAGCAUCACCAAACACCCAAGUCAAUAAAAUCAACAUCUGAACUGGACAAAAAACUAAAUUCUAACACUCUCAUGCCAUUGAAAGCUAAUCAAAGUGAUGACAAUAAAGUGAAAGAUGACCUUAUUCCACCAGAUCAGGAGAAAUCCAUAACACAAAUAAUGCCACAGCCUUUAAACAUUGCAAAUCAGCCAAACAUAAAACCUGUGCUUGAGAAAAUUUGCCACUCAAUAAAGUCAAUUAGAAAAAUCACACAGAACAAACGUCCAUCAUGUCUGGAAAAGUCUAACAGCCUGCCUGACUUCUCCUCUCAUGUGGCCUCUACAUUUGGCUCAUCAACUAAAGCUCUUCUCGCUUUCUUGUCUGUCAUGACCCUGAAGGAAGGCCUAACUACCUUAAAUAUGGAUGAGCUGAAUGCAAACAAUGUCAGCUGUGCCGAGGCUUUUAAAAUGAUUGAUUCCCUCAGAGAAAUUGCCAGCAUUGAGGACUCCCACGAGUUAAGAGUUAGUUUGUCCAAUUUACAGCAGUCAGCUUCGAAGCAGCUCUUGCUAAGUUGGAAGGGCUUUCAGGAUCUCAGCGACAAAUGCAGGAGUUGCAGCUCAACCCCAAAUAAUCCAGAACUUGAAUGUGUGACCGAGGCCAGUCCUGAAAAACACUGUGACAUUGAUGAAAACGUCAUAGAUGAGAUAAUGGAUCAUCUGUUCAUACCUGAGAAGCUCAAGGAGGAAUUGACCGCUCUUUCAAUGGGUGUCAAAAGUGACAGUGACGAUGAAGAAAAGCUCAAAAAAGUGAAAACAAAAGCUAACAGUAAUAUAUCAGAUUUCUCCACAAAAGAUGCUGUUAAUGUCAGGGCUGUUACUCAAGAUGAGAAAGUUAAUGUUGAUGUGAGCUCCAUCAUUAAAAAAUUCACAGACAUUAACCAGCUAAAACAACCCAGCAUGGGUAGUAUAACUAAAGACAGCCUGUGUGGACACAAUGGUGUGGCCAAAUGUCCACCAGCUGAACCUAUUUAUAAACCAAUACCAGAAGCAAGGCAGCUUUACAGCUCAGUGAUAUUUGCAAAAGAUAACGAGCAGCAAGGCCACAAUGAAGACCAAGAAAAGGCAAAAAUGAAUGGAGUACUAAGCAGCAAGAACCGUUUUGAACAAGACAGCCGCAUCUCUGAAGUAGAGGACAGAGACAUGGGAGGUAAUCAGCUGCGGAUGCACAGUGAAGAGAGUAGGCCGGAGAACGAGCUUACCCGUGAUGACGAGUCAGGUUCAGAUGAGAAGGGGCAGAACACGUUAAGUGCCAUCAAAGAUUUAGAGCCGAAGGUGAGCUGUAAGCAAAGCGUAUCCAGCUCAGAAGCAGGUGAGCAACGUAGCUCAGAAGAGAAGAUAGACUUUAAAUGUGAGGAGAUACAACAGGAGAGCAAGGCUAGUGAUGACUUGUCCAACCAUGAAAGUCACUCUGAGGAGGAAGAGGAGAAGCAUCCAAGCUCAGAUUACUAUGUAGAAGUGAAUGUAAGAGGAAAGGAAAGAAUAUCGAGCCCCGAUAGUCAAAACAGGCUGUCAGAGGUUGAAUGUCAAGCCGGCCCUAUAGGACCGAAGGUCGAUGUCGAUGAAAGCACAUGUAACUCAGAUGUAGACAAGUCUUCUUCAGAGGAAGAGCAGCCGGAGGUUGAAUGUCAAGCAGGCUCUAUAGGACCGAAUGUCAGUGUUGAUGAAAGCACAUGUAACUCAAAUGUGGAUGAGCCAUCUUUAGAGGAAGAGCAGCCGGAGGUUGAAUGUCAAGCAGGCUCUAUAGGAACAAAUAUUAGUAACUAUGAAAGCACAUGUAACUCAGACGUGGAUGAGCCAUCCUCAGACGAAAAGCAGCCUGAGGUUGAAUGUAAAGAGCUACAUGUUUUUACUGAGGUAAGUUUGCCUGGCAAUGAAGUAGAGGAGGAAGAACACCUUGAUGAACUUUUGUAUCACAAGGAACAAACAAACAAAUGUAAAAAGUCUUUGAUAGAAGAGACAGAGGAGGACAAGGUCAGCUUAGAUAAUGAGGACUAAAAUCAGGAUUUAUAUACGAAAAAAGACAAUAGCAGUUUGAUAAAGUGUGACAGUUUAACAAAGAGUUAUGGAUUUAAUGCAGAUGAGGACAGUGGGAAUGAGCACAGCAGCUGGGAAGAACAUGUAGAGGUAAAAGUUGAAGAUGAACAGACCAAUAGCUCGCGUGAAGAAACAUUGAACUACGGUAAAGAGGAGUUCAUCUCAGUAGAGGAAUAUGCCAAUAUGGACGGAUAUAUAGAACAGGGCUUAACACUGGAAACACAGUCGAAAAAUACAAAAUGUGAAAAGGCUGUGAAAAAACUCAAGCAUCAACCUGAAGCAAUAAUAUCCCAAUCUGUUGCAGAAAGAGUUAUUAUUCUGGAAAAACAGGUUGCCAAUGCCCAAAAGACAACAGAAAGUUCUGCUACAAGACAUUGCCUCCGAAAAAAAGCCCCUCUUGAGUCGGACAUUGAGGAUUCAUCCCCUGAAUCACCCCCAUCUCAGUUGGCUCCCUGCACCCAAUCAGCUCCUCAGUCGUCAUUAUCUUUUAGCUAUGAUUCUUGUGGCGUUAUAACAACAGAGCCUGAAAGCAACCGGGUCAAAUCCAUAAGGCAAAUGUUCCUGGCAAAGAGUGGCACAGAUAUCCCACACGGACCAGGACGUUUCCCGGGCCAGAAGACAUCAAAGCAGCCCGAGUUACGAGCAGAGACCUCGGCUAGCGGCGGGUAUCAGUCUCUGACUUCAAGUGAGCUGUCUAGCAGCGAAGAUGAUUCAGCACGGAAAUCGAUCACUAAAGGAUUUGUGAGAAGAACAAUCGAAAGGCUUUAUGGCAAGAAAGAAGCUAAACCUGACGAGGAAGCAAGUGAAAGGCCCCCAUCUGCGCCAAAACAGAAAACUAAAGAACAUUCAAGCAUUUUCUCUCACUUGCAUAUAGCCCAGUCCAAAGCAAUGUCUGAGCUGUAUUACUUCAAUUCCUCUAAUGUACUUGACACCUUAGGUGAAGCAACACAUGUUGCUUUUAAUGUACAAGUCAGGCCUGAAGACAGUGUCCCUAUAAAUGAUGAACAAUGGCUCCUUAGAGAAAACACACCGAUCAGAAAGUCUGUUUCAGACCCGGUUGGAAUAAAUAAAAACUUAAACUCUCCUCAAGGCGAAGGAAUGUGUGAUGAUACAGAGGAGAACACAUACUCCCUUUUCAGCACAAAGUCUGAACUGGAAGACAAGAAAUCGUCUUUUUCAAGGAAGUGCACCUACUUCUCUAUACCCCAUUCUAGUGACUCACAUGCAUGCCAGGAUGAGGUGAGCACUGUUAGCAAGAGCAGCGAGAAUUACGACAGUAUUAUAGAUACAAAGGACAAUUCAGAGGACACUAAAAUGUGGGCAGAGAGGAACAGCACACUGCCCAGUGUUGGUGUUAUGGACUUUAAGAUGAUGGAUAACAAAGUGCACCCGCUGAUAGAGCCUCCACCUGAUGGUGAGGUGGUAGUUGUGCAGCCUGGGAAAGGUCAGGGUGUUGUGCGCAGGAUCCCAGAGCCUGAUAUAUUGGACAUCCUUUACAAUUUUUGUGGUCAGAAUUGUCCCAUCCUGUAAGGACAUUUUAUCUUUUUUAAAUACAAUCACAAAACCACAAACUUUUGUGUCUAAAUAGGUGUACAUUGUUAGGCUACAGCGUACUAUAUUGUCUUUGGUGCCUACAUUUUGAUGUUGCCAUAGCCUUGGCAUAACACACUAUCAUGUCAACUCAUUUGAGCCAAACACCAAAUGUGUCACAAGUCAAUGGAUUCAUGUUUAUUCAAUACAUACAUUUAUUUAUUCAUUCAUGUAUGUUAUGAGCUUGUGAUCAAUGUCAUUUUAUGAUCCUUGUUUGAAGUAGAAGUGAAUGUUUUUUCUCUCCUAACAUUGCGAUUGUUUAUUUGCCACGCACACUGCAGAGCAGCUCUCUUCUUUUUAUAGGUUGCCUGUCAACAGAUCAAGUACCCAGAGCAUUACUGUAAUCUUGUUUUAAAACUCUUAAAAGAGAUCCCACAUCCCCGCAGAUGUCAAGUAAUAAGGCCAAUCCCCACUGCACUGAAUGAACGGAUCGGUUAUUGGUUGCAGCUCAGGUCUGGGAUAACGUUCAGGUAUGCAAAGGGUAGAAAUUGUCAGCAAAUACUAAAUACUAGAUUUAAUGUCCUAUUGGUUGUCGAAACUGUAAAUAAGACGUCAUUGAUUUUCACAAAGUAACCAUAGCUUUAUGCAUAUCUACAAUAACUUGACCUUUAUAAUUAGGAUAGGUGGUUGUAUGGUUUCAAUGUGGCAGCUGUGACAAUUUUGUGUCUUUAAAUUGACGUGGAAGAAUAAAGUGUGUGUUUACAAA
This is a messenger RNA of Etheostoma cragini (Arkansas darter), 8628 nucleotides long. RefSeq names its product oxygen-regulated protein 1. NCBI's taxonomy places the organism in Eukaryota, Metazoa, Chordata, Actinopteri, Perciformes, Percidae. Bases 216 to 6293 code for a protein of 2025 amino acids. The transcript has 5 exons. Gene Ontology annotation, biological process: retina development in camera-type eye; axoneme assembly; photoreceptor cell development. Gene Ontology annotation, cellular component: axoneme. The record is from RefSeq and is a predicted model, not a curated record.